AUGCCCGACCUAACCCUGCGCGGUGCCGGCGCGUCUGCCCCAGAGCCGCCCGGCAGCAGCAACAGAGCGCCGGGGGGGCCACGGCCCCCCGCCGCCGAGAUGCUCCUGCCAGCGUUCGCGCCGCCGCGGCGGCACGCGGCGCCCCGCAGCGGCGGCUCCUCCUCGGUGGGCGCGGGAGGCACGCUCCAGCUCCGAGUCACGAGGCUGGAUGGCGAGAUGCUCUGCGCGACUGUACCUCGCGAGUGGGCUCUGCAGGACGUCAAGGCGCACCUGGAGCGCACGUGGGGCAUCGCCCAGCGCGAGCAGCGGCUCCUCUGCGGCACGAAGGAGCUCGGGAACGGCGACCCCCUGGCGGCCGCCGUGGGCGACCCGGCGGCCCGCGAGGCGGAGCUCACGCUGGUGCGGCGCCCGCCCCUCCAGGCCGAGUGGCUCGAGCGGGUGCGGGGCGACGGCCGGCAGCUGCGCCACGCGCCCGCGGAGCUGCGGGCGGACCCCGAGGUGGUCCUGGCCGCCGUGCGGCAGAACUGGUCCGCGCUGCAGUGCGCGACCGAGGAGGUCAGGAACGACCGCGACGUGGGGGGCGUCGGACUGACCGCCGUGCGGGAGAAUGCCAACGUGCUGUGGUACGCCAGCCACGCCCUCCGAGGAGACCGCGAGUUUGUCCUCGAGGCCCUCAGGCACAACGUCGCCGCCUUCCCGUGCGUGUCGACCGCGCUGCGCGCCGACCGCGACAUGGUCUUGGCCGCCGUCCGCGAGAGCGGGGAGGUGCUGCGCUUCGCUUCCGCGCAGCAUCGCGCUGACAGAGAGGUCGUGCUCGCGGCCGUGGCGAGCAGUCCCCUGGCGCUGCAGCACGCGGACAGGGGCUGA
Molecule: messenger RNA, 867 nt
Organism: Prorocentrum cordatum
Lineage: Eukaryota; Dinophyceae; Prorocentrales; Prorocentraceae
Source: the annotation of a GenBank genome assembly